Messenger RNA from Aethina tumida (small hive beetle), 1065 nucleotides. RefSeq names its product tRNA (cytosine(38)-C(5))-methyltransferase. Lineage: Eukaryota; Metazoa; Arthropoda; Insecta; Coleoptera; Nitidulidae. The record is from RefSeq and is a predicted model, not a curated record. Gene Ontology annotation, molecular function: methyltransferase activity. Bases 71 to 1063 code for a protein of 330 amino acids. The transcript has 3 exons.
CUAUUUUGUUCCUAACCUGUAAAAUAUUUAGACAGUAGUCCAAAUGCACUAAACGUGAGAAACCUGAAAUAUGAAUGUUUUAGAAUUGUUUAGCGGUAUAGGAGGAAUGCACAUGGCGUUAGAAGCCAGCUGUGUGGAAGGAAAUGUUGUGGCAUCAAUAGACAUAAAUCAGUGGGCUAACAAAGUAUACGAACACAAUUUUCCCGACACGAAACUGUUGAAUCGUAAUAUAGAAGGAUUGUCUGUGGAUUUUGUUAAUUCUCUUGAUGUUAACGUGAUAUUAAUGUCGCCACCCUGCCAACCAUUUACAAGAAAUGGCCUGCAAAAUGAUAUUAAUGAUCCUAGAACAAAUCCCUUCUUACAAAUCUUGGAUAUUCUUCCAAAAUUAACAAAAGUUGAUAGAAUAUUGGUAGAAAAUGUUAAGGGGUUUGAAAAGUCACAAAUGAGAGAUAUACUUGUGAAUAAGUUAAAAGAGAACAAUUUUAUAUACCAGGAAUUUAUUUUAUCACCUACACAAGUUGGUGUACCAAAUACAAGACACAGAUAUUAUUGUUUGGCAAGGAAAAAUCCACAAAAGUUUAGUUUUCCCUCAGGUGAUUUGAUGGAAACAUUGCCAAAUUGUGAUCCAGAAGAUUUGUUUCCAAUUUCAAAUAUUCUGGAAGAAAAUUUAGAUUUAAGUAGUUUUAACAUUCCCAUUAAGCAAUUAUUGAAAAGGUGGAGAAUACUGGACAUUUCUUACAUAGAUUCUAAUAGGUCUUGUUGUUUUACAAAGGCCUAUGGACGAUAUUUGGAAGGAACAGGUAGCAUUUUUGCACCAAAAACAAAACAAGAAUGUUCUUGUAUUUUUGAACAAAUUGAGCAAACUCAAAAUGAAGAGACUAAAUUGAAGUUGUUAAAAUCUAUAGGUUUGAGAUUUUUCACACCAAAAGAAAUAUCCAGACUGAUGUCUUUUCCUGAGAAGUUCAGCUUUCCAAAUGAAAUAACAAACAAACAAAGAUACAUGUUAUUAGGUAACAGUAUUAAUGUAAAAGUUGUAGGAGAAUUAAUAAAAUUAUUAAAAUGAAA